Closterium sp. NIES-67 is the source of this 3675-nucleotide messenger RNA. The record is from the annotation of a GenBank genome assembly. Lineage: Eukaryota; Viridiplantae; Streptophyta; Zygnematophyceae; Desmidiales; Closteriaceae.
UCGUACGUGUAGAGAGGUUGUCUGAUCUGGUCUAUUCGUCCUCCGCGGGUACAGCAGUGGUGCUGCUCCAGCGGGAUGAUUUUCCCAGCGGGACACGUGCCGGAUUUGCUGCUAAAAUUGUCCGAGUUUGGAGCCUGCACGUUCGAUCAGGGUGUCCAAAGUGCCCGACGACAUCAUUGGGAAUACAGUUUUGUAACGUUCUUAGUGCGAUUGAAGGGCAGUUUUGCGACCCUAUACUUCACACCCAGUCGAGCUGAAGGUAAGGAUCUUCCAAGCGAAGCCCAAUAUAUCUAGAUAUGGGCCGGUGGAUGAGAUCAUUUUCCUGCUGCUCCAUCACUCGACACUCUCCAUCUCGUAGCCGUUUGAACCCGAGAGCAGGGCCCUCCUCUAUCCCCUUCCACCGAGCUCUUUCUACAGCAAUAUGAUCGUUGGAAGUUGAAUUUCCAAUGAAGGAAGUUCUUGAAGGAAUCACUUUCCCAGUUCCCAGGCCCCCGCCCUCUCCGCCAGGCAGCCCGAGUCGAUCAUAAGCAGACUACUUGGAGGUCCUAGUCCUUUUUUCUUAGUACUACUAGUAGUACUAGUCUGUGGUUCAUGCUGUGGUUAAAGCGGUGGCUCAUCUUGUGGCUGACCACCUGGAUCAAGUCACUAGGAGAAGCAAAUGAGGUCUAUGUCAAGUUUAAGGCCCAGAAGGGAGAGGUCCACCGGCGCCACUAAGGAGAGGAGCAGGCGAGUGGCUGGAGCACGUUGGAAGCCGGAGGAAGACAAGAUCUUAUUGGCCCACGUGGCAAAGCAUGGCACCCAAAAUUGGUUACUUGUCAGAUCCAUGGGUCUGCUGCCCACACGGAAUCACAAGGCGUGCUGUAACCGCUAUAUUCUGCUCAAGAGGAAGCUGUCAAAGCUGGGUCGGCCCACACCACACAUGGACAUGGCUGCAAAAGCGGGGAUACCUUCUGUGCCUCCUGUGGUAACAGGGACUGCUGACGAUGGCUCGCCACGAGACAUGGCGAUGGCUGAGAAUGGGGGGAUGGCGACCGUACAAACUAUACUCACGAAUGCAGCUGCUGUGCCAACGAUGGCUGCUGUGCCAACGAUGGUAGCGAAUACUGGAAUGGGGACGGCAACGACAAUGCAGCCGAUUGCAGAGGAACGAGAUGGCUGUUCACUUUGCUGCUGUCAUAUGCAGCACACGCCGUGUCAUCAGCAGCACACACCGUGUCAUCAGCAGCACACACCACCAGAUCAGCAGCAGCACAGACCGUGUCAGCAUCAGCACACGUCAAGCCAUCAACAAAACGACAGGGAAACUGACAUGGCUACGAGAAUCCCAAUGGUGCUGGGGGUGCAGACCUCAACCGCAGCUGCAGAAACAGAGGGCUCGUGCAAGAGAGCUUCUGGCGAGCGACUUGCAUCUGCUACAAGUGAUCUCCAGAUUGAAGCAGCACUGAUAGUAAUGAGCCAAGCCAGUGUGGAGGAUGGAGCAGCAGAAGCAGCCAGCGAUGCUAUGAUGGUCGGACUUACAAGCCCAGCUGCAGCCACGGCCUCACACUCCGUAUGUUCGUCCGAGCAUUCGCUCAUUCCAGCAUCGCAAAUCAGCCGUUCAGCAUCAAACGAAAGCUUUCAAACUCCACAGCUGCACCUACCAGGAUCAGAGCAUUGCAUUUCUAUAUCGCCCUCUCAGCCCUCUCAACCACUUCUCCACGCCACAUCAGAGUCAUCGGCCUCACAACUGUUCGCUGCGCCUCUCCUUUCCCAUCAUCAUCCUCUUCUUCCUCUUCCUCUCCCUCUUACUCGUCCCCCAACUCUCCAUCUUCCUCCUACUCGCCCUCCCAAUCCUCCUCUUCCUAUCUCCACUCCUACUCUCCUGCCGACGCUCCCUCUUCCUCAUGGGAAAAUGGAUAAUGGAACCUCAUUUCUGGUCAAAGCACCUACGCAGGAAAUGAAGGGUGUUGAAACCGCAUGCUUGGUCGACUCCCCUAUGCAGGCCUUGGAGGCGAUCGAAGCUUUCCUACCUGAGCCGAGAGACUUUCAGAUGCCUCUGGAGGUGCCUCUGCAGGUGUCUCAGCAAGAGGACUCUUUGGGGGGAAUCAAGGCCCGCUGCAGUUUGCCAGCUGAGGAGGAUCAGAGGCAACUUGUCUGCCACGCAGCACAGGGAGCAGUCUCUGCUGACACCAGCCAUAGACAUCAGCCCCUACCUGUUGGAGGUGCUGCUGCUCAUGCGCCUCCUCCUCCCUCUGCUGAUGCCACUCGUUUUUCUACUGCUCCUUCUGCGUAUGCGCCUUUCCCCACUGCUCCUUCCCCCACUGCUCCUUCCCCCGCUGUUCCUUCCCCUACUGCACCUUCCCUCGCUGCUCCUUCCCCCACUACUCCUCCCACGGCUACUCUUUCUCCAAAUGCAUUUCUACUCGCCUUUGCCGAUUCGCUCUCUGCUGCUGCCAUACAUGCUGGUGCAGCUGGCUCGCUUGGAGCUGCCGUGACUCCGAGAGUCAGUUCUGAUUGGCCAGCUGCUGGUGUUGCCGUCGCAUCAACCGCUGCUGUUGACUUCGCGAUUGCAUCGAUUCUUAUUCAGGCAGAGCUGGUCAGAAUCAGCAAUGCCCGGAUGCUGCUAGCUCCUGUAGUACCUCCAACUUCAGCAACAGCCGUUCAGGUUGCCUCAGCACCCUCUCGCUGCCACCCAGCAAACACAGUGCACUCCUCUGCCUCUCUCCCGGUCUCUCUUUUCGCCCCUCUUUCUAUCACUUGUUCCACCCCGAUUUCCACUCCUCCUGCCCCUCUUUCCACCCCACUUUCUGCUUCACAACCAACAUUGCGGUCCAGAACACCCGUUCUUCGUAUUCCACCUUUAUCACUACCACCUGCUGCUCCCCCCUCUGCUGCUGCUCCUCCUGCUGCUGCCCCUCGUCAACCUCUUCCUCCUCCUCCACCCGCUGCUGCUGCUGCUGCUGCUGCUGCUGCUGCUGCUGCUACGUCUUCCACUACUGGUUCACGGUUUCUGGAGCCAUCUAGCUCUGCUGCUGUUGCUUCAUCAGAUGGCCGUGCUGCUGAUGGCGGUGCUGCUGAUGGCGGUGCUGCUGAUGGCGGUGCUGCUGAUCGCCGUGCUGCUGAUGACCGUGCUGCCAAUGGCCGUGCUGCUGAUGGCCGUGCUGCUGUUGCUGCAGCAGAGGUGCGGCUGAAGCCAGAUGAGCUGUUUGAAGCGUGGUGCAACGGGUCCUUCUCCAGGGUUCUCCACAGCAUCUGACAAAAACUUUGCCCAUUCACAUGAUUUCGCGUGAUUUCUGAAUCUCCACAGCAACGAAAUGGUGAUUUUUGAACGCGUUCAUCUACACCUUGCAUCAGACGCGCAUUGGAAAACGCCCAGUUCAGCUCAGUCCGAGACGACUUGAGCGAGCGUGGUGCACUUGGGCAGUAUCAAGGUAACCAUCAUCAUGCAGGAUGGCAUGUACCCUGCCCACUUUCCUUCAAAGUUAGAGUGCAAUAGAAGCUCGAUCCGCUUGCCUAUGGUACCAGUCUUUUCUGCAGCAUGGCGAUGCAUAGAUGAUUAAUAGAUACCAUGUGUUGAGCUGAGAAUAGCCCAGGGAUCUUUUCAGAAGUCCUUGUAUCAGAGUGCUUGAUAGCACAGCGGAAGUCUUGAUGGAACCCUUGAAUUGGUAUGUGAGAGCAAGUGUUUGAUUAUAGCAA